AUGAUUCUGCUUUGUGAGUACGAGGAUUUCUGCCAGAUUCCGCACUCUCAUAGUCAAGUAUCAAAAAGUCACGUACAAGGUGUGGCGCGUGAGCAGGUGUGUUGUCGUAACGUAGCAUUAAGGUUUUGUUCGACCUCGCCCCCGUAUAUUUUCCUCAAGACGUUCCAGAAGACAUCUGCGUGCUAUUUUUUAAAUUAUGACGCAUUUUCAGUAUUAUUCCAGAUUAUAUACGGUUCGACAUAUAUUCAUAUGGCCAGGUUUAGAGGUUCAGUGAGCAAGGAGGGAUGUCGAACAUGCCUUCUAUCGUUCACGUGUACGUUCGGAUAUGCUUUCAUCCCGGCCCUCGAAUCUCUCCUCCAUCCUAAUUCUUCCAUUCCCAGGCGUUACCGCGAGGCCCUUCAAAGCUUGCGCAAGGAGGAGGUCACCAUUUUGCCUUCUGACAAGGGCAACUCGGUGGUGGUCCUCGGCCGUGCCUCCUACCUGCAGAAGGCCCGUGACCUGUUGGACGACGCUUCCACCUAUGCCCCCCUGACCAGCGACCCCCGGGAACGUAUUGCUGCUACUUUCCACCGUCGCCUGAAAGCGAUAGCAGCUCGUUUCCCGGAGGCGAACCUCUACCAGAGGUUCAGGGUCAUCAACCCUCGCCUCCCUCACUUCUAUGGGCUUCCUAAAACCCAUAAGCCAGCCGUGCCUCUGCGCCCCAUCAUCUCUUCCCGGGGAUCUGUGACGCACCCUCUGUCAGCUUGGCUGGCGAAGUCCCUCACUCCCCUUCUCGGCACCUUCUCUCCUGCUCACCUCCGCCACUCUCAGGACUUCAUCUCCCGUGUCCGUGGAGUCCCGCCGGCGACCAUGAUGAGCUUGGAUGUAGACUCCUUGUUCACCAAGGUCCCGCUGGAAGACGUCCUUGCUUUCCUUGAGAGGAAGCUCCCCCCAGAGGAUCCUCGUCUCCCUCUGCCCACCGACGUCUUCCUCCAGCUGAUUCGUCUGUGUGUGGAGUCGAAUUCCUUCUCCUUUGAGGGUCGCUUCUACUCCCAGACCUUCGGCGUGGCCAUGGGCUCUCCCCUCUCUCCGGUCUUGACUUACCUGUUUAUGGAAUUCUUCGAGUCCAAACUUCUCCCUUCCCUCUGCCUUCGUCCGACGGUAUGGCUGAGGUAUGUCGACGACGUCUUCGCUCUCUGGCCUCAUGACCCUGCCCAGUUCUCGGACUUCCUGACCCAGCUGAACUCCCUCUCCCCUUCCAUCCGUUUCAAGGUGGAAUGGGAGGCUGACAACAAGCUCCCCUUCUUGGACACCUUGCUACAUCGCUCUGCUGACCAUUUUUCUUUCUCCAUAUACAGGAAGCCUAUGCAUAGUGGUAUGUACAUACACUUCUUCUCAUACCAUCCCCUCCAUGUAAAGAGAGGUGUUGCCACUUCGCUGUUCCUCCGCGCCCUCCGUAUCUGUGACCCCCAAUACCUGGAUGGAGAGAUCGACUUCCUGCGUCGUUCGUUCUCCAAACUGGGCUAUCCUCGUCAUGUUCUCGACGCCGCGUUAUCCAGGGCACGGCGUACCUUCUACCACGACUCCCCCCUUAAAGAGACUCCUUGGCUGCCCGUCCUCAGCCUGCCCUACACUGAGGAGAUCUACUCUCUCCGCCGCCCUCUUCACACUCUCAACUGCAGGCUGAUCUUUCGCCAUAACCUGGUCCACACCAGCCCACCCUCUUCCUCGAAGGUGGGCACCUAUGCUAUUCCUUGUACCUCCUGUGACAAACAGUACUUUGGCGAGACGGGCGCCAGUCUCACUAAGCGCCUGUCUCAACAUAAGUACGCUGUUUCCAGGGGGCACAACAACAACGCUCUCUUCUGCCAUCAGUGGGAUACAGGCCAUCUGAUGGACUGGUCAGCGGCGCGAAUUAUCUUUCCUUCCGCUGACGUCCACGCCCGCAGACUGGUGGAAUCUUCCCUAAUUAAGCUGUUUCCCAAUUUCAACCUGAACAGCGGCUUUUCUCCUGCUGACAGUCUCCUCGCUUCCCACAUCCUUCGCCUUCUCCCGUAUGCCGGCCACCCUUCACACAGUCCGCUCCAGCGCUACACUCAGAAAGCGCACAUCUCUGAAGAAGCUGCUGUAAAAUCUGUACCUGAUCUGAGGCCUCCCCGACCCCUCCGAACACUGCAAUGCCAGGCACACACUCACCGUAAAUAUUUUGCCAAGAGUUUUAUGGCAAGCAUGUCUCGUCCCCCUUUUCUGCCAAGGGACAUAAAUUUCGCUUACAAAAAGAAAUAUGUCCGAAAUUGUGGAGCUAAUAAAAACAAAAGGAUAUAG
Penaeus chinensis is the source of this 2304-nucleotide messenger RNA. RefSeq lists its product as uncharacterized. NCBI's taxonomy places the organism in Eukaryota, Metazoa, Arthropoda, Malacostraca, Decapoda, Penaeidae. The record is from RefSeq and is a predicted model, not a curated record.